CUUGGCGAUGUCAGGAACUACAACAGUAACAGGGAGCUGGGGGAUUGGUGAGUUGCAGGUUCGUUUGCUGUAGUUUUGUUUAAUUAAGGUUAGUUGGUUAAUAUCGCAGUGCGAAUCCGCGGAGAACAGCAGGAUCAUAAGGACACCAAUGGCGGAAAAGGGAGAAGACGAUCAGACGGUGAAAUAUUAUCGCCUGUCCGAAGUGGAGGAGCGCAACUCUUUCAAAAGUACAUGGAUUAUCAUCAAUCACAAAGUGUACGAUGUUACCAAGUUUCUAGAAGAGCACCCAGGUGGAGAGGAGGUGCUGCGGGAGCAGGCCGGAGGAGACGCCACAGAGAGCUUUGAGGAUGUGGGACACUCGACAGAUGCCAGAGAGAUGGCCAAGUCCCUGCUAAUAGGAGAGCUCCAUCCAGAUGACCGACAUAAGAUUGCCAAACCACCGGAGUCACUUGUAACAACAGUCCACGAAACCACAAGCUGGUGGUCCAACUGGUUGAUACCUGCCCUCGCUGCAGCGAUCGUCACAUUGAUGUACCGUAUAUACACAGCGGAGGAGGAGGCGUAACGGACCCCCGGCUUUCUCUUCAGUGGACUGUUGGCAAUCGGAACCCACCAGUUUAUCCCACUUCUACUACAUACAUGCUGAACAAUGACACCAAUAAUACAUUUCAGGGUUUCUUUAUUUUUUUUUUAUUUUUUUUUUUUUUAGCUAUGAUUUAAUGAAGGCUUUUUUUGUAACUGUUAUUAUGUAUGUCUCCCAUUUAUCCCACAGAAUUGGAACAUUGGUAUUAAUAUUAAGAGAAAAAUGUAUUGGAUGUACUCGAAACAUUAUAAAGGUAUAGUACUUAUGUAUGUCAGUAUGUGGAUAUACUCGUGUAACAAAAAAUAGAAAUGUAGAAGGGGUUAAAUUUGGCAUUAUAUGUGGAAAUAUCACUUUAAUGUAGAAGCGUAUGAAGAAAGCUGAUCAUAGAAGCUGAUUUUAGAAAAGUAUUUUGGUCAGGGUAACGAUUAUUAAUUAUAUUUUCUGACCGUUUCAUACAAUUUUUGUCUAAAUGCAAAAAUAGACAAUUUGAUGUAAAAACUCAUUAUUUAAUUUUUUUAUGUAGUGCAGUGUACAAGAAAUACGUUUUCAUCCAUUUUUUUUUUAUUUUCGUUUUUCAUCUCUGCCUCUUGCAAUCGAAAUUUCAGGAAAAAUGAAAAAAUUAAUCUUUUCUUUUAUAUUUUCUGAUUUUUCAAUUUUUGCAUUUUGCUAGUUGGAUUAUACCAUCAGAUCUGUUUUACUAGAUACAAAAAUGGACAAAUCUGUAAAUCGAGAGAAGAUUCAACUUUUAAUUCUUCUUAAAAGGCCAAGGCCGUUUGUGAAAGGCCAAAACGAAAAACUAGAUAAUUGGAAAAAUUGGAUAAAAACACAUUUUUUUCUUCAACUAUAAUAAAUGGUAAAAAUAUGUAAUAAUUAAGUUUUAUACACAAUUUUCUAUUUUGGAAUUUAGCUUGAUACGGUCAAAAAAUGUAACUGCUAAAUGUUACACUGACCUAUUUUGGACCGUAAAACCUCACAUGGUCAUUUAAACAAGAACAUUCAGUGCUUAUACAACGGUUCUCUCAGAGCUAUUAUUUUUCUUUUAUAAACUUUAAGAAAUAAUAAUUUGUUAGGACAUAGGGCUACACCACAUAUCGUUUGUUAACCAUAAUACACAAUUAACUUUAUAAUUAUAUUGCACCCUGAAUAUGCAAACAAGCCUGUGUUUCCUUUGUGUGCUGUGAGCAUUCUGACAAACCACAGAUCACAGUAGUAAAAUAAUGCAGGCCUAUAAUUAAUGAUUCACCAGUACAUUAAAGUAGUAGUUAUACUGUAAGGUGUAUCAUAGUCAUAGUAUGUGACAUUUCAUAGUAAUCAUAUUAAUUAAACAGCUUUGUUUAUGCAGCCCUAAUAUGAAUCACAAUACACUAUUAAAUCUUACAAUUUCAUCAGAAUUAUGCAAUUUUCUAAUGGCUUAGCCCACAAUACCAAUCUUUUGGAUGCUGCUACAGUCAUAUUAGACAGUUUCACCACUGAUGCUGCUAAACUGUACAAAGAGUUAAGCUGCAAAAUGUCUCUAUUUGAUGUGGCAUCAUCGUAUAAAAGUUUCAUCACCCUCUGACAAGAAAAAAAUUAAAAAAAAAUAAUAAUUUAGCAAAAUUAGUAUUUUGUACACAUUAUUUGUAAAAUUUAGUAAAUAAACAGAAAUUCUACUGUUAAACGGUGCAGAUAAAUACUUAAUUAUGAUUUGCUCACUUAUUUCCACUUGCAAAAUGUAAAACUGAAAUAAAAAGGGCAGUUAAAAUGACUCAGUGCACUACUACAGUCACAGAGGGCAUGAUAGCGUUAAGCCAAGUUCAAUCUGUGAUCAGAAAUUAAUGCAGAGUUUAAGGUGUCCAGGAGAACCACUAGUGUAGCCUACACUAUAUGUAUAUAUAUAUGGUGCUGAUACAUUCCAUUUUAUAUCACUGAAUGUACGUAGUGUAUUACGCUUUCACAUCCUCGAAUGUGCUGGUAAGAGAGGAACACACACGCGCACACGCACAAGUAAUUAAUUGUAUUUAAAUGUAACAGAAAGAAACGUCCAUUUAUACUAGAGAUAAAUAAAUAAAGACCACACUUACCCACACUGUUGUGAUAUUGAAGCCUUUAUCUCAUGGUUUAAAGCAGGUGUGCCCAGUCCAGGUCCUGGUGAUUUACUGCACGACUCUUUGGAUUGUAGUAAUUGUUGUUAUAUUAAUCUAACACACCUGUUUCAGGUGGUAAAGGCUGUCAGGGGAAUCUGAAAUGAUCCAGGGUGGUAGAUUUUCAGCACCAAGUUUGUGCUGCUAGCUUAAAUAAAUAUGGCUAAAGGCUGGUACACGUGUUCAGCAUGAAGGUUUCCCAGCUUAAAAACGUCUAGUUUAGAAGUGUGUGAGCAGGGAAUUCCACAAAGUGAGCUUGGACUGAUUUUGGACAGUAUAUUAAUAUAAUAACUGGAAUAAAAUAACUGUAAUAAACACAGCAGAGUUGGGGGACAAUGAGUUCAUUCAUGUCCAUUUUUGUUCAUUGUACGUCUUUUUUUUGUUUGUUUGUUUAAUCAUAUUAUUAAUAAAUAAACACAAUCUGAUUAUA
This is a messenger RNA of Astyanax mexicanus (Mexican tetra), 3133 nucleotides long. RefSeq names its product cytochrome b5 (gene cyb5a). The transcript has 5 exons. Gene Ontology annotation, molecular function: heme binding. NCBI's taxonomy places the organism in Eukaryota, Metazoa, Chordata, Actinopteri, Characiformes, Acestrorhamphidae. Bases 149 to 565 code for a protein of 138 amino acids. Gene Ontology annotation, cellular component: membrane; intracellular membrane-bounded organelle. The record is from RefSeq and is a predicted model, not a curated record.